Molecule: messenger RNA, 1017 nt
Organism: Sparassis crispa
Lineage: Eukaryota; Fungi; Basidiomycota; Agaricomycetes; Polyporales; Sparassidaceae
Exons: 2
Coding region: 1-1017 (338 amino acids)
Molecular function (GO): N-acetyltransferase activity
Source: RefSeq, a predicted model, not a curated record
AUGUCCGCUCUCCGUCUCGUCCAGUUCGAUAGCCCCGCAGAUUUCCUGGAGGCCAUGAAACAAUAUGAUGACAGUUCUCUCAAUUUCACACUCGGAUCGUUUCUUGAUAAUAUGGAUGAUAAUCUACAAUUCUCACAGGCGCACUGGGGUCCGAAGACAAGAAUCUUACUCAGUGUCUACCGAGGAGAUGAUUUAAUACUCACUCUCACUAAGAAUGCAAAAGACUUUUCGUGGAUGAUGGCAACACCGAGCAGCAUUGACCCUUCGCAAGAUGCCUUACAUAUAUCUGCCGCCGCGAAGCUUCUUGCAUCGUACCUUCCCACCAUCAUUGAUCCAACCCUUGUGGACAAAGUAAUUGGUCCCAAAGGCGCAGUCAACGCCUUCAUCGUGUCUUGGGUGACGCUAAUGGCUUCCAGAGGCGUCUAUCUGAAGGCUUUACCUCCAUACUUCAAUUCGCGUGGAUGCCAUGCGACUCGAUCUACCUUGCCACCACAUUGCUCGACCCUAGCCGAUUACCAUAUUUCGCUAGCAGGUCCUGAUGACGUUGAAGAUCUUAUUCCACUCAACAUGCAGUUCUCCUCUCAUGGUCCCCAUCGCGCCACCGCAGAGACGGCACGAGCGGCCAUGGGUGAGGCUGUUGAAGCCCAAAAGAUCUGGAUAUCACGCAUUGACGGAGGAAUUGCGGGAUAUGUAAUGGUGGGGCGGUCCACGCCUCAUACUAUUGCCAUCCGCUGCGUGUUCGUGCUACCACAAUGCCGCCGCAGAGGUAUUGCAGAAGCACUUGUCACUGUUGUUACGCGCUACUAUCUUGGCGUGCAGCCUCUGGGGUUCGCAGGUGCUCCGUCGGAAGGACCUCCUGAUGGACAUAAAGCAGAAGUCUGUCUAAAUGCUGCGGACCCUUCGGUUGAGGGAUUGUAUAGGCGGUGCGGUUUCAUGCUGGAUGACCAUGCACGGGAUCCUGCCACGGGCAAGAAGGGAUCCUUCCGUUGGACGUGGAGGGGAGUAGAGCCCUUAUAG